Messenger RNA from Nothoprocta perdicaria, 2995 nucleotides. RefSeq names its product gamma-aminobutyric acid receptor subunit pi-like. Gene Ontology annotation, cellular component: GABA-A receptor complex; neuron projection; membrane. Gene Ontology annotation, molecular function: GABA-A receptor activity; extracellular ligand-gated monoatomic ion channel activity; neurotransmitter receptor activity. The transcript is spliced from 9 exons. Lineage: Eukaryota; Metazoa; Chordata; Aves; Tinamiformes; Tinamidae. The record is from RefSeq and is a predicted model, not a curated record. The coding region runs from base 140 to 1405 and encodes 421 amino acids. Gene Ontology annotation, biological process: nervous system process; chemical synaptic transmission; monoatomic ion transmembrane transport.
UAAACUUUAGGGGUGUAAGAGUAAUACUUCUACAGAAAGGUUAACGUGGUUCUGUUAGCUCUGUGUGUUGUGGUUUUUUUCUUUAUAAUGAUCUGUGAAAUAGAACCAUAUCAGUGUUUUAAGGUGUGUCAUCUGGUUAAUGCACGUUUCUGAAGCUGAAGGAAAAAGUGAAGUUCUUCCUCCAACUAUACACAAAAUAAUAAAAGGGUACAACAAGUAUCUGCGCCCUUUUUUUGAUGAUGGUCCUGUGUCAGUUGGGAUGAGCCUGGAUAUUGCGAGCAUUGAUACAAUAUCAGAAAUAAACAUGGAUUAUACAGCUACCAUAUUUCUAAGGCAGCGAUGGACUGAUGAGAGACUUUGCUUUGAUGGCAACAAGAGUUUAAGUCUUGAUGGUCGGCUUGUAGAAAUGCUUUGGGUCCCGGAUACCUUCAUAGUUGAUUCAAAGAAGUCUUUUCUUCAUGAUAUCACUGUUGAAAACCGUCUUAUCAGAAUAUAUCCUAACGGAACAGUCCUGUAUGCCAUACGGAUAACCACAACUGUUGCAUGCAGCAUGGAUCUGACCAAGUAUCCAAUGGAUAAGCAGACAUGUACUUUGCAACUGGAAAGCUGGGGUUACAACAUCAAUGAUGUCAUGUUUUACUGGACUAGAGGAAAUGAUUCAGUUCGAGGUUUGGACACACUCAGACUAGCCCAAUAUACUGUAGAGGACUACUUUACUUCAGUAUCUGAGGCCGUGUAUGAGACAGGACGUUAUCCAAAGCUGGUGUUUCAUUUUGAACUCAAGAGAAACAUCUUUUAUUUCAUACUGGAGACGUACGUGCCAUCAAUCCUCCUGGUUGUGCUCUCUUGGGUAUCGUUCUGGAUAAGCCAGUCAUCUGUUCCAGCCAGGAUCUGCAUAGGUGUCACCACGGUCCUUACUAUGACAACACUCAUGAUGGGAGCCAGAACUUCACUCCCGAAUGCUAACUGCUUUAUUAAGGCAAUUGAUGUGUACCUUGGUAUCUGUUUUAGUUUCAUCUUUGGAGCUUUGCUAGAAUAUGCAGUGGCUCACUUCUGCACUCUGCAUCGACCCAUUUCAAAGGACCUUAAAAAGGAUGAAGAUGAAGAAGCUGAGGAAGAGAGGAAUGGAGUACUGGCAGCAGUUGCUAACAGUUGCAAUGUCACUAACAGCAUGAACAACAUUGAUCCUAACACGAAGAGCAAAGGCAGCAUCAGUGGAAAAAGAGAGAGAAGUAAACACAGUGGGUGGAGUUCACCAAUGUCAGUAAUGAAGAGACUUUUCUGUAUUUUUGAUUGCUUUCAUGUUAAAAAUCCUUACCACAUAGACAACUAUGCCAGAUAUUCUUUCCCGUUAUCAUUCAUCAUAAUAAAUGUGUUUUAUUGGGUAUAUUAUUUGUAUUUCUAAAUAUUUUAAUCUGUGAAAUAGUUUGGAAAGUGGAUACAAGUAAGGGAAAUUACACUAAAAUGAGGAAGCUGCAUUAGGAUGAAAGGAUAUGAGAGGAUGUCAUCUUUUCAAGCAUUUCUACCAACUUUCUGCUUAGCUCACUUUUCCUCUGUUAAGUAACUGUCAUCUGAAAUUGGCUUCCCUUUUGGCAUGCUUGUCCCUUAUUGUAUUAUCUGUCAGAGCCUUGUAAGGUUUUUUUAUAUUAUUUAAUGCUAAACUUUGUAAAAUAAGUUUAUACUUGCUUUUGAGCUGUGUUGAAUAUAUUUAAAAAUAAGACCAGUGUUAUUCUCCUGCCAUGCUUUUAGUAUUGCUUUCCUUUUAGCUUUGUCAAUAAUGCAUAAAUUUUUUCAGACUAUUCAGAUUAUUAUGUAAAAAGUGUAAUUGCUGAUCAAAAUGGUUUUUCUUACUAAGAAAAAGCAGAUUUGCAAUCAUGAGGUACUUGUGCAAAACAGUGACAUGGUCAUGUUUAAAAGAUUACAGGAUCAAGUCUCUUUCCUAAAUCUUUGUACUCAUCUCUGAUAGGCAUCUCUGUGCAUAAGCGCACAGCAGAACACAGAAAUGGGUUGGAGACAGGAUCCAAAUUACUGCUUUUUCCAGGUGAGAACAUGCUUAGAUGUUGACCAGUCCUUAUUGGAAAAUGGUCACUUGUCCUGAUGCUUAGUCACUAUUGGGUGGGUCAUAAUUAUUCAGAGGAUAAAUCCUAUGUGCCUACUUUUUAGCUUAGCAAAUUCCUCUUCCAUCUCUUGCUGUUAAAAUUUUCCCUUAAGAUGGGGAAAAAAGGCUUCUUUCUUGAAUUCAAAAGAAAACCCCUAGAUAUACAACAAUUCUUGAUGAGAAAUGGAAGUUUUAUGGCAGAUCAAAUUAUGACCCACCUUGGAGAAUGGUUUCACUUGAUGAAAAAGCCUAACUAUUUUUGAGUGGUAACUGCAGUGAUAGAUAUUACAAAAACUAUUGAUGUUGCAACCUAUUUUUUAUACUGCAGUCUGGAAGUUUAGAAGCUCUUAUUUUACCUUUUCUUUGGCUAUAAUUUAUGUAUAGGUUGCAUAUAUAAAUAUAAAUGUGUACAUGUGCACUUAUAGUGUUUACCUUGACACUUAUUAUGAUAUGACAUAUUGCACACAUAGACAAGCAUAUAAAAAUACAGAAUAUUAACACUCUUUGGGUCAUCUUUCUACUAGUCUGCUGCUUGUGAAGAGCAUCACUUCAUUAGAAGAAGAAAAGUGUGAAAUAUCACUGUCAUUGGAUUUGAACCCUUACAAGAAAUUCCCUAAGAGUGGUUUAUUCAUUGCACACUAGCAGACAAGUAUUGUGUCAUUGACAUCUCUUUGGUAUUUUGGUUUUCUAGACUGGUUAAAUACUGAAAUAGCUCACAUGUUUGUGUUUCUUAUCACUAAUUCCAUUUGUGGAGCUUAUUGAGGCAAUAGGACUUUAAGAACAAUCUAGAGGGCUUUGUUUCUCUGUGGUCUCUUCUGACAUACAUAGAAAAGCAUUUUUUUUCUUUUUUUUAAUGUAUUGCUGUUGCAGAUUGAGCAUUAAAGCCUCUGUGCAGGA